GCUUCCCACAUGUAUGCCUGGAGCAAGAGAGUUUAUGCAGUCCUCGACUUGCCAUAAGAAAUUCUUUAGUUUUUUAAUAUGGAGAUCUUACUGCCAGCAUGUUGCAUCUGGUAUUCAAGGAUACAACACGAGCUUCAAUCCAACCAGAAGAGCUUUAGAUAGAGCAGACAAUGAAUUUGAACUGAUCGGACCCAAAGCCUCUUUCCAUGGGUCGGCCAUCAAAUUGGAAGACGCUCCAAAACUUAAAUUACCUGAGGUUGCUUUUAUUGGAAGAACAAGUGUUGGUAAAUCAUCUCUCAUAAAUGCAAUCUUGAACAGGAAAAAGUUUGUGAAGACAUCAAAGAAGCCAGGACACACAAGACUUGUUAACUUUUUCAACAUCAAUUCAAAAAUGUACCUAGUGGAUCUUCCUGGCUAUGGAUAUGUGGAGGGUCUGGGAAGCAAGCGAGGAACUGAACACUUUGUCAAAGUUGCAGAGACUUACCUGAGAGAACGAGCUGGAAAAGAGUUAAGAAGUGUUUGUCUUCUGAUUGAUGGGAAAGUUGGAGUGAAAAAAAGUGAUCUCAUAGCAUUUGAAAUGAUGGGAGAGUUUGGUGGUCCUUUUCAAGUGAUUUUGACAAAAAUGGACAAGCUUCCCAAGCCAAGACACCAGGCAGUCAUUGAAGAAGUCUACAAAAUCAAAGAAAAGUUUUCACUAGACAAUUGCUUUCCUCAUGUAUUUGCUGUAAGUUCUACAGAAAAGACAGGAUUAUCAGAAUUGAGAUAUUUCAUCAGUCUAAAUGUGGGCUUAAAAAAUAGCGAAAAUUGGUGAACAAAACCAAGCCAACGAAUGGAGGACUAUCAGAUGUACCUGUCAGAGGAGCAAUCUUCUAUUCAUGAAGUUGUUGUAUCGAAAAAGUGCAUCAUCCAUAAAGACAUAAUAAAAUAGAUAAAAAUUAAUGAGGAUUAAAGCAGAGCCACCACAUGCUCUUGGGUUACAAUGAGGAAAAGUAAAAGGAAGCAGUGCAUUGAAAUAUUUGUACGCCAGUGGAUGAAUAAUUUAGGGAUGAACAAAAGGAAUAAUCUUAAAAGGGGUAAUAAUCUUAAAAGGGGUAUCCCGUUGAGUGUAGCUUGCAGAACAU
Pocillopora verrucosa is the source of this 1121-nucleotide messenger RNA. RefSeq names its product probable GTP-binding protein EngB. Gene Ontology annotation, cellular component: mitochondrion. The record is from RefSeq and is a predicted model, not a curated record. NCBI's taxonomy places the organism in Eukaryota, Metazoa, Cnidaria, Anthozoa, Scleractinia, Pocilloporidae. Gene Ontology annotation, molecular function: GTP binding.